Debaryomyces tyrocola is the source of this 699-nucleotide messenger RNA. Lineage: Eukaryota; Fungi; Ascomycota; Pichiomycetes; Serinales; Debaryomycetaceae. The record is from the annotation of a GenBank genome assembly.
AUGAGUGUCAAUAGUGACAAAUCAUUGUCUUCUGAUACAAAAGACCUUGAUGGGGCAUUAACUGUUCCCAGGUCGAUCAAUAUCGAAGAUAUUCCGUUCACAGACGAGCCAAAAAAGGUACAAGAUGAAUAUGUACAGAAGAAAUUGUCAAAUGAUACUAUAUUUAUCGGUAAUGCUGUCGAUAAGACGGUUGAUAAGGAUGUCCGUGAAUUUUUCAAGGAUUAUUCUCCCACACAAGUAUUUAUCUUUAGAGGAGCUAACCAAAAACGGAUGCAAAGGACCAUUUCGUUGAGACAGAAAACAGUGAGUGUUCUUGUGACACUUAAGAAAGAAGAAGACUUGUCUAAGGCAAUUAGCGAGUUGAAUGCAAAGAAACUCAAUGGAAGGGCCGUGUACUUGAAAGCUGCCUAUUUGUCAAAGAUCGAAGAAGUUGUUAAUGCGGCAAAGAUCACCGCUGUUCCCUCUAAAUCACCACCAACAACAGCAACGGCAGAUGACGAAGCCCAAGAACAAAAAGGUAACACCACUGCAGAAACGAGUACUUUGCUUGAGAUGUUCAAAGAAACCCAGAAGAAGAUUCAGGGCAAAUAUAAAGAAACCAUUGAGAAGCAGAUCAGACCUAGUGAGCCCCCACUUGGAGAAGAAGAGGGGGACGAAGCAAGGCAGAGUGUUCCAAAUGAAGAAAUGAUUGUCGCUUAA